AUGAAAAUAUUAAAAUAUAAAGACAUUUUUAAAUUAAGCAUUUCCGUUCUUUCUGCAAUUUUUUGUGUUCUUAGUAUACCAUUCAUCUAUAAUUACCUACAACAUAUCCAAUCAGUAAUCGAAAGUGAAUCGGAUUAUUGCAAGGUGUGUUUAAUUGUAGGAGUAAUUAAAAUAAAUCUUUUCAAGUACCGGUCUAACAGUCUUUGGAAAGAAUUAAGCAGAACAUUGCAGCAAAAGCCCUUAAUUAAAGAUUCACAUCAAAGUAAAAGGAAAACACGGCAAGGGUAUUUUCCCGUCGAAGCAGCAACUUUUGGACCCUUGCCUCCAAAUUCUUCAGAGGCAUUAUAUGGGGCUCAAUUAAUUGGACAGAAAUGUGAACCUGGAGAUGCUGGACUGGACGGAAAGGAUGGCGCAGAUGGUCUCCCCGGAACAGAUGGGCAACCAGGUCAAGAAGCUGUUGGUGGUGCUAAACAUAGAGACUUCUGCAUGGAAUGCCCACCUGGUCAAAUUGGCCCUAGAGGUCAACCUGGUGAAAAGGGCGAACCUGGAGAACCUGGCCAGCCGGGAAUUGAUGCUGAUGGAGGAAUUCGAGGUCCAGCAGGCUUACCUGGUCCACCAGGGCCUCCGGGAGCUCCAGGCAUUCCAGGACGAAAAGGAGUGCCAGGAAAGCCAGGCUUACAGAUAGAGCAACAAGGAACUACUGGACCAGCAGGGCCAGUUGGAGCUAAGGGUCCAGCUGGAGAAAAGGGAGCACCUGGAGUGCCAGGACAUCCAGGGCAGCCUGGAUCUAAAGGGCUUCCAGGUACAUCAAAUAUUUUUAAAGAAUAUUUUAGAAAGAUUAGAAACAUUUUCUUUCUUUCCUUAGGUGAUAGAGGACCGGUAGGCCCUCCAGGAAAAGUUGGAGAACGUGAGUUUUAUUUAACUAUCUACAAUUUUUAA
Messenger RNA from Meloidogyne enterolobii, 939 nucleotides. The record is from the annotation of a GenBank genome assembly. NCBI's taxonomy places the organism in Eukaryota, Metazoa, Nematoda, Chromadorea, Rhabditida, Meloidogynidae.